AUGGCAGGAAAUUCCACCGUCCCGGUCGGGCUGUUUGUCUCCCCGAAUUACCAGUGGAAACCUCCAACUGAGAACGAGUAUAUUCAGUUCCUGAUGCAGAUAAUCAUCAACCGCCUAUCACUAGUAUCCGAUGGUCCGUCAGCAGAGACCUGGUUGAGAUGGUCCGUCGUCGCAUACAUCGGCCUCAUCAACAUAAGCGUCUUCAUCAUAUGGAUCCCCUCCCAACUUCAUGUAUCCGACAGGUGGAUGCACAUUAACAGCAUCUGGGACAAGAUCGAGAAGGUCCUGAUUCUGGUCAUCGACGCGUCCCUCAAUUGCUACUUUAUCUACAUCGUACGAACGCGGAUGAUCGCAAAAGGCUUGACCAAGUACAAGACGAUCUACAAGUUCAAUCUGACUAUGAUUUUCUUUUCCAUCAGUCUGGAUUUCAUCAUCAUCGGCUUAAUGGUCUUACCGAAUCAUAUCAUGUUCAUGUUGUUCCAAAACGCAGCCUAUAUGGUGAAGCUACAAAUAGAGAUGACAAUAGCGGACCUCGUCGGCAAAAUCCGUAGAUCGGGAUCGAAGCGUUCAGCUGGGAGGUGGCCUCCCAGCCGCCGAGUUGACAACCGUCGAGAAAGCUGGACGUCAGCCCACGGGGCUCGAAAGUUCAUCGCAACGAUAUCCCGCGGAGCCAAUCACACUGAAAACCUCACACAGCAUAGCGCGCACGCGGAACACGUCCGCCCUAUGGACCUCGCAAGAUGUGCCAGCAACCUAGACGCCCUGUUCCCCCCGCCGACGGGCAUCAAGAGAACCAUCAGGACCGACGUAUCUGUGAGCAGGAGGGGUGAUGAAGGGAGCUUUACCAGUAGUAGCUUGACCUCCACUGAGCACUUACCUGACCAGGCAGAGCUGGGAACAGGCGACUGGGACACGGCAUUUGAUAACAUGACGAAACUCAGUACCCGUGAGCAUACACAUACAACCUGA
Anthostomella pinea is the source of this 969-nucleotide messenger RNA. The record is from the annotation of a GenBank genome assembly. NCBI's taxonomy places the organism in Eukaryota, Fungi, Ascomycota, Sordariomycetes, Xylariales, Xylariaceae.